Messenger RNA from Dermacentor albipictus, 2865 nucleotides. NCBI's taxonomy places the organism in Eukaryota, Metazoa, Arthropoda, Arachnida, Ixodida, Ixodidae. The record is from RefSeq and is a predicted model, not a curated record.
AUGUCUCUCGAGACCGGCGAGCCACCGAAACUCUACGGCGUCAACUUCCAGCUGCCGGCACCGUUCGACUUCGCGAACCCGCCAACGUGGGCGACAUGGCUCAGCCGCUACGAAGACUACGCAGCAGUUUCCGGACUGAUGCGAGCGUCGGAAGACAUGCAGACGCCCAGUCGCUCGCUUCAUACCAAUCCGUUGCCACCCGCUUCACUGAUGCACUUCGUGCACCCGGCAAACGAGCUUUACGAAUCGUCACGGUUCCACAGACGCGUUCAGCUGCCCGACGAAAGCGUCGACACGUACUACGCAGAACUGCGCAGGAUGGUCAAGCGCUGUAACUAUCCGUCUGCUGCUGUCGUGGAGAGGCUCGUACGCGACCGGUUCGUCGUCGGCCUUCGCGACUCCCGUCUCUCGGACCAGCUGUGCCGGAACGCGAAGUUCACACUACAGGACGCCUGGACACAAGCCCGUCAAUCCGAAGACGCCGACAGGGAAAAGGCGUUGCCCCAGAACCGCACCGAGCACUCGCGCGAGCUCAGCCUCGACGCCGCAAAAGCUAGCAAGUUCCCCUCUCGCCACCGCUCUAAGCCUCGUUCGCCGCAGUCGCUAGCAGAGCGCUCACGCGAGCCGUCCACAUGUGAAUUCUGCGGCCGCGCGCCUCAUCGACGUUCAGACUGCCCGGCCCGUCGCUCCACCUGCAACUUCUGCAAAAAGAAAGGCCACUUUGCCGAAGUAUGCCGCUCGUGGAAGUUCAAGCAGUACAAGCUCAGCUCCGUUCACCUGCACGCCGUCGCGACACCCGCCUCGGCAAAGUUCGUCGACGUCACCGUUGGCGACUACACAGCGCAGUUCAAAGUCGACUCCGGAGCCGAUGUAUCUGCUGUUCCCAGCGAUUUUCCUACCUUGCAUGCCAAACUCGGCCAAGUCGACACUCUACUAACUGGCCCGGGAGGACAGCCACUGCACUUGCUGGGCUCGUAUGUGGCACGACUUCAGUGGCAAGGGAAAACAAGCUGUCAGCGCCUCUACGUGAUCCAGUCUCUCACUGUGCCUCUUCUGGGACUGCCAGCGCUCCAAGCCCUCCAUGUAGUUCGGUUUCUUGAUCAACUCAAGACUUCAAAAGCGACGCUGCACGCCGAACUCUUCAAUGGAUUGGGCACCCUCAAGGACGAAAACAACAUCCGGUUGAAACCCCAUGCCUUACCUUUCUCGCUAAGCGUACCUCGCAGGAUCCCCAUUCCGCUGCUCGGGAUUGUUCGCCGCGAGCUGGACAAAUUGGAAAGCGCAGGUGUGUCCCGAAGCGUCGACAAGCCAACACCAUGGUGCUCGGGUCUCGUCGUCGUCCGGAAAGGCGAUGGUUCCUACCGCCUCUGCGUCGACUUAACACAACUCAACAAGGUCGUCCUUCGUGAAAGACAUAUUCUGCCAACUGUCGAGCAAGUCCUUGGCCUCCUCGGAGACGCAACAGUUUUUUCGAAGCUGGACGCGACCGCAAGCUUCCACCAGGUGAAGCUCUCUGAAGACUCCCAAGAGCUUACGACAUUCAUCACCCCAUAUGGCCGAUACUGCUUCUGCCGACUCCCCUUUGGCAUCACCUCCACACCAGAGUACUUCCAAAAGCAGAUGGAACAUGACGCCAGACUGAGCCAGGUGCUAUCUCGCCUUGCAAAAGCAGGUAUCACGUUGAACCAGGACAAGUGUCGUUUUGGGGUACCCGAGGUGUCCUUCCUCGGAGUUGUCGUCUCAGCACAGGGCAUCAGGCCAGAUCCGGGCAAGGUCGAAGCAGUCAAAGCCAUGGAAGCCCCAACGGACGUCUCUGGUGUUAGAAGGCUGCUCGGAAUGGUGAACCAUCUUGCCAGGUUCUUGCCACACAUCUCGGACGUCACAGCUCCCAUCAGAGCCUUACUGAACAAGUCUGCGAGUUGGGUGUGGCAGCACGAGCAAAAGGCAGCAUUCGAGAAAAUCAAGGAACUCUUGACGUCAGACAGGCGCAUGGCCAAGUACCACCCGUCGUACGCCACUACGGUGUCUGCAGACGCAAGCUCAUUCGGACUCGGCGCAGUUUUGCUACAGACGCAACCCUCAGGAGAGCGCCGCCCAGUCGCAUUCGCUUCGAGGUCAAUGACCGAUACCGAGCAGCGUUACAGCCAGACUGAAAAAGAAGCUUUGGCAAUGACGUGGGCUAUCCAAAGGUUCGACGAGUUCGUCCGUGGCAUCCCCUUCGACCUCGAGACUGACCACCAGCCACUCAUUUCCCUCCUGGGCAAGAUGGAACUGGACGUGUUGCCGCCUCGUAUUCAGAGACUACGGCUGAAGACCAUGCGAUACCAGUUCUGUAUGCUGCACGUGCCAGGAAAGCUGCUAGCCACAGCUGAUACGUUGUCGCGCAUCGCCUACAAGCCACCCACUCCUCUAGACACUAUCGAACUUUUUGCAGCACAGGUAGUCGGCUGCACGUCGGAAGUGUUGCCACUCAGCCCCAAUGACGUGCGACAGGCACAAGAGUCCGAUGGCGAGUACAAAGCCCUCGCUUCCUACUGCCAGAAUGGUUGGCCUAAGAAGGCCACGAUACCACUGCACCUCACAAAGUACGCCUCGGUGGCAUACGAGCUCUUUGUCUGCGACAGUGUUGUGUUGAAAGGCGCCCGGUUAGUCAUCCCAUCGUCCCUUCGACCAGCGGUAUUGACGCUGUUGCAUGAAGGUCAUCAGGGCAUCAACAGGACCAAAGCCCUAGCUCGGGAGUCAGUUUGGUGGCGCGGUAUCUCGACAGACAUCUCCUCUCUCGUUGCCAACUGUGAACAGUGCGCUUCCACCCGCGUGAACUUUGCCGAGCCCCUGCUCUCCACAGCCCUACCUGGACAUCCCUGA